Messenger RNA from Blastomyces gilchristii SLH14081, 505 nucleotides. RefSeq lists its product as uncharacterized. The coding region runs from base 119 to 430 and encodes 103 amino acids. NCBI's taxonomy places the organism in Eukaryota, Fungi, Ascomycota, Eurotiomycetes, Onygenales, Ajellomycetaceae. The record is from RefSeq and is a predicted model, not a curated record. The transcript has 2 exons.
CUUGUGUCUCCAGAGCUCAUUUUGUUCUUCCAGAGUCGAGUGAGCCGUCGGCCCUCGUGCCCAGCAAAGCCAGAACGGAAGUUCGUUUGCUGCCUAAAUUCUUAGCGGUAACUUACGCAUGCAGCGCGCGCCCUCUUUAGCUGCAUACCCUACAUACAUACCGUCGUCCGUUGGGGAGAAGCGCAAACCGCCAGCAUGGGGUACGGUACUAGGCGUGGUGCAUUUAGGGCCCCCAACCUCUAUAGUUGCAUUGCCAGCAAUUUGGGUAAUGUCCUGCCAAAAAGUCAACGUAGGACUCAAGUUCGUCAUCAGCCGCGCCUUGAUGCUCAGGGUUUUCUUGGAACUCUCUCUCUUAGGUUUCCAAGCUUUGGUCCCUGCGUCCGCACCAAUUGAAUUGGCAUCAAAGUGCCUUUGUUUUAAUCGCAGGUGAGUUGGCGGGAUCGCGAGGGCGAUGAUGCCUCACCGCGGGCUCAUCCACAUGAUUCUUCUUCUUCUUCUUCUUCUU